UCGUGUCCAGGAAAUUGUCUCCACAGUCGUUGUCCAGCUGUAAAGGAUGCCGACGAACAGCUGUCGCCCUAUCUGUUGCGCCGGCAUGAUCUCACCAUACAACAGGGAUGCCUCAUGUGGGGUAUGAGAGUGAUUGUGCCUCCUAAACUGCGCCCCCGGGUUCUGAAAGAGCUCCACUCAGCACAUCCAGGAGUAGUGAGGAUGAAGAACUUGGCACGCAGUUAUGUGUGGUGGCCCGGCAUCGACUCUCAAAUUGAGCUUCACGCCAAAUCCUGCCCCCCGUGUCAGAGCAUACAAAAAGCACCUGGGUUAGCUCCUCUACACCCUUGGAUGUGGCCAUCCAGUCCUUGGGAAAGGAUACAUGUGGACUUUGCGGGUCCAUUCGAAGGACAUAUGUACCUGAUCACUGUGGACGCCCAUUCCAAGUGGCCUGAGGUGCAUAUCCUGGACAGCACCACAGCCAGCAAGACCAUACAAGUGCUCAGGGGACUUUUCAGUCGCCAUGGAAUUCCGCACAUCCUUGUGAGCGACAACGGACCUCAGUUCAGUUCUGAAGAAUUCAGUGCCGAAUUCAAGUCCAAUGGAGUCAAACACACCUGCUCAGCGCCGUACCAUCCUGCUACCAAUGGCUUGGCAGAGCGUUUUGUGCGCACAUUCAAACAGGCCUUAAAAUCAUCUAAGGGCACCGGGAUGGUGCAACAACGCCUUGAUACGUUCCUGCUGGCAUACCGCAACAUCCCCCACACCACAACAACGGAAACGCCAGCCAUGUUGUUCCUUGGACGCAGGCUGCGUUCUCGUUUGGAUUUCCUGAAACCCAAUAUUGCUGGAACACUGAUUCCUAUGAAGCACUCUUUCUAG
Molecule: messenger RNA, 861 nt
Organism: Gadus chalcogrammus (walleye pollock)
Lineage: Eukaryota; Metazoa; Chordata; Actinopteri; Gadiformes; Gadidae
Biological process (GO): DNA integration
Molecular function (GO): nucleic acid binding
Source: RefSeq, a predicted model, not a curated record